AUUUAUUUAAAGUUGCUGAAAUGGAAAUCGAGUUAAUUGAAAAUGAACAAGCUUUAGAUAUUUCCUUAUUUAUUUUAUAAAAUACGUUACCAAAUUAGUCAUAAAAUUAUACGCGUAUACAACAGGAUAAGAGUAAUAUAGGGAUAAUAUUUAAUAAAACACGGCUUACGUCAUAUUUUUUCAGUGUAUAACUGAACACGCUUAGAAGUAGACUUGUCCAGCGAUACCAAAUAAAAAAAUCAUAAUAAAAAUGGAUCUAGUCAAAAGUGCCCGAGAAUUUAUAAGCCACUGGUAUUUAAGGUAUUUAGUGUCGAUUGAGCUGUAUAUGGUGGAGCCAUGGGAAAGGGUUGUAAUACAUGUAAUAUUUGCCAUAUUUUUUGGUUUAUUUUGGUAUUUCAACUACUCGGUAAUUGUUUAUUCAAUUGCUCAUAUAAGAGACUGUCCAAGCCGUGCCUAUGAAAUGCUGUAACUAUGAAAAGAUGGUAUUGUGAAUAAAUAAUAUUUUAUUGUAUUAUUGUUGGUGUAGGUAUAUUUUGUUAAAUAAACAUUGUCUUAUUUCAUGCCUCUUUAAUUAAAUAUGUUAAACUCUUUGGACAACCUAGAUUUUCCUUGGAAUAAUUAAUAUAUAUUUGCAUCAGACACUGUUGUCCUUAUUACAAUAUUUAUCAAUAAAUACAAAAUACACCAUGUUUGUAUAUAAGAAUAUUUUCUGUCCACAUCUAUUAACAUAAGUGAAUCUUAAAUAGUACCACAAUUAAAGCUGAUAGUAAGUUAGAACAGUAGGUUAGAACAAAUAAAUUAUUUAAACAUUGAUUACUA
This is a messenger RNA of Pieris brassicae (large cabbage white), 819 nucleotides long. RefSeq lists its product as uncharacterized. Lineage: Eukaryota; Metazoa; Arthropoda; Insecta; Lepidoptera; Pieridae. Bases 251 to 469 code for a protein of 72 amino acids. The record is from RefSeq and is a predicted model, not a curated record. The transcript has 2 exons.